UGUCAGCCGGGUGAAUCUGAAGGCUUCAUUCAGCUGGUUGUGCCCGAAUAAACUACAGACUGUGCAUGAGAGGGAGGUAUGAGAACGUGCCGGUAGUUCGCUGAAGUCACGUGGAAUAAUAUUGUUAACGUUACUUUGACGGACGGAGUAAACAUGAGCUCUGUGCCGCUGAAGAGGGUCUACACGAAGCUGCCAGUGUGGAUAGUGGAGGACCACCACGAUGUGGUGUGUCAUAUUUAUCGUGCCAUUGCAUCAAGACACCUCCCACCGCAGAACAUAAAGAUGGUUCAUUUAGACUCCCACCCUGAUCUGCUCAUCCCUGUCAACAUGUCUGCUGACACUGUCUUUGAGAAGGAGAAACUCUUCAGUGAAUUGAGUAUAGAAAACUGGAUCAUGCCCAUGGUGUAUGCUGGCCAUGUGUCAUGUGUGGCGUGGCUGCAUCCAUACUGGGCCCAGCAGAUCACAGAGGGAGAGCACAGGAUGGCUGUAGGCAGAGACCCAUCCACCACCACCAUCAGGGUGACCAGUACAGACAACUACUUCCUCAGUGACGGCCUGUAUGUUUCGGAGAAGCAGCUGGAGAACUCUAAAGCUCUGAGGCUGAAUGUGGUCAAAGUCAAUCCUGUUAAACCUACAGAAAAGCAAAGUGAAGAGGACACAGAGAGAUGUUUUGCCAAGAGAGCCCGUAACGCUGGGGAAGCCAGCUGCUCUGAGCUGCUCCUAAGAUGUACUGACACACUGCGACCAGCAGAGGGCAGCAAGAACACGAGCUUGGCUGCUGCUGAUGAUGAUGAAGAUGAAGGGUCCACCAGUUAUGUUGUUAAGAGAAUAUCUGCAUUUCUAAGCGAGACAGAGCCAUACAUCUUGGACAUUGAUUUGGAUUUCUUCUCAUGUAAGAAUCCCUUCAAGGAAUUAUACACACAGGAAGAGUACGCCAUCCUGAAGGAGCUCUACAACUUCAGAGGACCCAGCCCUGAUGCUGAGGAGGAGGAACUUGAUGAGUGUGUGGAUCGGCGUGUCCAUCAGUUAGAAGACCUGGAAGCAGCAUUCGCUGAUCUGUUGGAGGAUGACGGGGAGGACACUGUGACACGCUGGGCCAGCAACCCUGGUAUGUCUUCAUUAACCCAACUGGUUUCCAGUUUGAAGUCGAGAAAUCUGUGCCCUGACUAUGAAAUGGUCCAUCAGGCAGGGUUAACCUGUGACUCCAGUGAGCUGCCUCACCACAUCAGCACAGACGAGGAGAUCGACAGACUCAUCUCUGCUGUGCAGCUGUUUCUGAAGGCUCUGCCCAAACCUACACUGGUCACUAUGUCCAGGUCCAGUCUAGAUGAAUACUGCCCAGUGGAGCAGGUGGAUUCAGUCCAGAGCAGAGUACUGGCUGUACUGGAGAGCCUGUAUGGACUGCUGGACUUACACAAGAACUAUGAGAACAGCAGCACAGACACUCAGGACUGCCAACCACAGGCCUCCUAACACACACACACACACACACACACACACACACACACACAUUACUUUUGGAUUUAGUGGAUGUACAGUUUGAUAAAGACAUGCACAUGAACAAUGACGUGUCAGAUACUGUAUUAAUGGAUCUAGAAGCAAAUUUAUUUUUUAUGUCCAAAAGCUGGAACCUUUGUUGAGGAUGUUAGUCAUAAUUAAUGCAUGUAAUGUGUUAACAUUAGAAGUUCUGGUAUCAUUCUUUGCUUUCUUACAGUCAACAAAACCCAUGUGUAGACUCAAGCCAGCACUGAGUAUAGAUUGAAACCCAUUUGAGGGAGUUAUUAUCCAAGACAUUAGGACCCCCCCAGCAGAAAUGUAGCAUGGUUUUUCUUAAUCACUUAAUAUGAUAUGUUAAUGAGGGAAGUGAUGGUCUUAUUUAAAGACAACUAGUGUCUUUCAAUAUGUUUCUGGACCUGCUUUAACCUUCUCUAGAGUGACAACAGAUGUGUGAAAUACUGAAGGCUGUGUUUCAUUUAACAGAAUUCCUCAGCUGGCUUUAAUAUCUUAGGCCACAACGUGCAGUUGCAACACUGAUUAUCCAGCCCCUCUACAAGAGACUCUACUCUAAAUCCAAGAGCAUUUGACACCAGAGAGCAAUCUGCGCAGAAAAUAAUUGUCUACUGUAAAUCAUUUAAUCUCUGAUUUUUACAGUGUGAGACUCAUACAGCUAUGUCAGUUUGAAUUUAAUAAGAAAUAAUCUGGGGUUUUCUUUAAAUGAUGUAUCAGUUUGCUUGUUUUUUCAUAUGGAAUACAUGAUAACAACAAAAAGUGUUGAUAUUAUUGCUCAAGGUUAUAGGUUUAGAGAGGUAUCCACUAAAAUAAACGGUGGGCUCUGUAAGUAUAUUCUCUCUGAUUAUUGUAGUCAAGGUUAACGAAACACUAAAGGAAAACUAAUGAGUACAAUUCCAAAACAUAUAAAUCAGGGGUGUCAAACAUGCGGCCCGCGGGCCAAAACUGGCACGCAGGAUGACUUUGCAAAGUGUAAAAAUGUGUUGUUUUGAUCAUAAAGUAAAUGCCUUUGUAGAUACAUUGUG
Cottoperca gobio is the source of this 2534-nucleotide messenger RNA. It is a transcript of the gene c17h5orf22, whose product is annotated as chromosome 17 C5orf22 homolog. Bases 154 to 1473 code for a protein of 439 amino acids. The transcript is spliced from 10 exons. NCBI's taxonomy places the organism in Eukaryota, Metazoa, Chordata, Actinopteri, Perciformes, Bovichtidae. The record is from RefSeq and is a predicted model, not a curated record.